AUGAAAGAUCAUACAAUUUCGUUGAAAUCUUUAAAUAAUAGAACUAUGACAUCAAUGAGAACAAGAACAAGAGAUAUAUCACAUCUGACUGAUAGUCAUUACAGUCAUCGUUUCUAAGAACAAAUUAAAUAGAAGUAGGUACUUGGAGAGCUUCAUUUAUAAUAAUAUGUAUAGUAAUAGAGGAUGAGAAAACAAAAUUAAGCUUAUCUUGGUAAUCAAUUAAGGGUUAAAACUGAAGAGAGACUUGAAUAAGUUAUAGAGUAAGACAAUGAAAAUGAAAUAUUACCUAUAUUAGAAUAAAUCUCAGAACUUAAUUUCGAACAAAUCACAGCAGGAUUAUCUUAAGAAAAGGAUCGUAGUCACAUACUAAAUUCUCUAAAACAAUCAUUAUAAAAAGCAAUCAAUUUUGCUCCUUCUUUGGUUUCACUCUAAUAAUAAUCAAGUAGUUUUUUUUCAGCCUAACCUACUGGUAGAAGAGAUGCAAUCAUACUUAAAUAAUGGUUUGUAAAUUUCAUGGAAACUAUCCAUUAAUCUAAUAAGGAUUUCAAAGAUAAAUUAAUAUCUUUAUCUGAAGCACUACAUCUUUGUUUGUUAGAGAUUAUUCGAUAAGUAUCUUAUCAAUGUGCUGAAAGAGGUCAACUCCUUCACACAUUAGUAAAAGGAUAUAUUUUAGUGUUUCAUAAACAUUUUAUGAUAAAAGAAUAAGAAAAAAGAAAAUUAAAAUUUUAAUUAUUUGAAAAAGAUAUUAAUGAAGCUAAAGAAAAAGAGGAAAUAGAAAAUCGUUCAAGAAUCUAAAUAAAUAAAUUAACAUAAGAAUUAGAUCAAUUAAAAUAUAAAGAAAAUGUGAUUAAUUCAGAACGUAUUAGUUAUUAAUAGACUAUCAAUAAAUUAUAGAAUAAAAUUAACUUAUAGUAAACCAUAUCAAAAAGUGCAGCAAAUAUGAUAGGCAAUUUAUAAAGGGAAAUAGAUUAAUUGAAGCAUUAAUUAUCCAAAAAGAAUUAAAAUAAAUAUUCUUCUAUGAACAAAUCUGAUGAUGCUAUGGAGGAACAAGACUUAUCAUUAUCAUAAGUACUUAAGGAAAUGAAUCAACAGACUAAAUUUGAAUAAAAUUAAGAUGUUAUUGUCAGAGAUGUGAUUGAAGUACUACCUGUUGUCUCUCAUAGUGUUGGUAUUUAAACAUUUUAAAAAUGUUUAUGUGUUCUUGAAACUUAAACAGAUCUACAAUUAAUGUCUCCUUAAUAUGAUAAAUUUUUAUCAAUUUAAGAAAUAGAAAAUACAUUAAGAGAAUUUGAACUAAAAUAACAAUUAGAAUAAUAGAGUUGGUUGGAUGGUCUAUGUGAUCAGAUGAAUAUGCAUCAAGAUGAACCCUCAAUUCAUGAUUAUGAAACUAGAGGAAUUACUAAAAUUGAUUUAAUAUAUGAAGUACCAGAAAAUGAUGAAGGAUCACCUGAUGUAUUAAAUAAAAGAAAAUAAGAUUAUAUAUAAGAAAGAAGAUUUUAAAUUGAAAGAUCUGAGACAUCUGAAAAGUUGAUUAGAGAAUUAGAUAAAUAAGGUUCAGAUAGAUUAUUAAAUAUUAAAUAAAUAUAAUAAGGAGCAAGUUCUAAUAAUAAUACUUAAUAGAAUUCAUAAUAAUCUUCAUAAAAAGCAAUUAAAUUAUCACCUUAAGCCAGUUCUUAAUUUAAUUAAACAAAUACUUGUAAAACUGACACAGCUAAAUCAAACUAAAAGCAAUAGAUUCCAUAAUAAUUAUAGUAGAAUAAUCAAUAAUAAGGAUCAAUAAAUUCAAUAAGAUAUUUUCCAUCUAAUGAUAAUUUGGAAAAGAAGAAUAUAAAUGAAAAAGAAAAGUAGGUUUAAAAGAAAAAGAAAAUGAGUGUAUCAUAAUAAUAAUAUUAAUAAUAAUAGUAAUAAUAAUAAUAAUAAUAAUAAUAAUAAUAAUAAUCAUAAUCAUAAAAUAAUACACAUAUAAUUGAUAUUAAUGAAAAAAAUGAAACUAUUUAAUAACCCAAUUUAUCAAAAUAAUAAACUACUAUGUUAAUGCUUCUUUAUCAAAUACAAAAAUAAAAAGCUUAAAAUGCUACAGCUAGAAUGAAUGAAACAAAUGAACUAUUAACAUAAGUAUUAUUAUUUGCAAGAAAAUUAACUCUUCAUAUAUUAAAAACUUAAUUCAAAACACAUACUUAAAUUGCAGAAGAGUUUUUAUUUGAAUUUGAAUCAUUAAGAAAGAAAAUUUAGAAUGACAAGGAGAUUUUAGAAGAAGAAUAUGUUUUGGAUGAAGAAAAAGAAAAGGAAGAGAAAAAAUAGGAGGCAUUAAAAAGAAGAAAAGGAAAAAUAUAAAGAGCAUUAAGAAUGAAUUUUGCUACUAGAUAAAUGAAAUAAAUACCAACUAUAGAUAGAUUAACACAUCCAGGUGUCUUAUUAGCAAUAAAAGCUAGAGAAUAAUCUCAUUUAUUUAAGAAGGUUGUUGCUUAUUGGCCAGUUAAGAAUGUGUUAAGAACUAUUAGUCAAAUAUAUUUAGAGAAAACAUCUUUUGGAGGUGAAGCUGAUAUGUAGAUUUUUGUUUUUAAUUUCUUCCUUAAUAAAUAUGGAUUUAAACAUGUAGCUGAAAAGAAAUACUUAUAAUUUUUAUUAUCUGUAAUUCAUUUUAGUCAAAUAUUUCGAGUGAAUUUAUUCGCCAGAUUAUUAUGUCUUUUACAUGAUGAACAUCUGAAUUUCACUUAAGAAGAAUCAGCUUUUCUAAUAUCAGGAUUAGAAUAUAUACAUAGUCAAACAAGUUUAGGUGUUAAUAUUGUAUAAGGAGAUAGUGAAGCCAAAUUUUAUGUUCCUUAUUUGAGAGCUUUAGAGUAAAGAUAUAAUAUAUAUAUAUAGUUACAUAAAAAUGCAUUUAGAGAAUAAAUUAACUGAAGAUGAAAUUAAAGAGCUAAGAGGUGAUUUAGAUAAUCUAAAGGAAAGUGAUUCAAAAAAUAAAUCAGGUGUAGUUGAUCUAGAUUUAUUUAUGUCUAAAGUAAUUGAUAAAUAUAGAAAUGUUACACAUAGAACAAAGUUAUUUGUGAUACAUGCAUUUCAAGCUGCUGAUUUGGAUGGGAACAAAAAGAUUAAUCAUAAUGAAUUUUUAACUUUGUUUAGACACAUUGAAUAUGAGAAAUUUAAUUUCUAAGAAGCAUUAGAUUUAUUUGAUGAAUAAGCUGAUAUUAUUCAUUAAGGCGAAAAGAAUUUAUCAUUUAAUCGUUUCACAUCAGUUUGUGUUAAUUAAUAAAUCUUUACUGAAAAUGCUCUUAAUGAUUUCAUUGGUAAGGAAGCAAAUAUGGAAUAGAUAUUUGAUAAUUUAGUGAAAACAUGGAGUUAAUAUAAGGUUGAAAUUUAAGGUUUAUUAACUUAAUUAUAACCAUUUGUAACAUAGGAAAUAUAUUAAGAAUGGGUCAAUAUAUUGUACACAUUAGAAAAAAGGAUUCUCCAUUAGAAGACAGAUUACUAAAAUGUUAGACCAAUAUUAAUAGCACAUAAAAUAUUAAAGUUAGAAUUGACAAGGUUAUUGGAUGAGGAUGAAUAAAAUUAGAAUAAAGAUUGA
This is a messenger RNA of Paramecium pentaurelia, 3565 nucleotides long. The record is from the annotation of a GenBank genome assembly. NCBI's taxonomy places the organism in Eukaryota, Ciliophora, Oligohymenophorea, Peniculida, Parameciidae.